Medioppia subpectinata is the source of this 1941-nucleotide messenger RNA. Lineage: Eukaryota; Metazoa; Arthropoda; Arachnida; Sarcoptiformes; Oppiidae. The record is from the annotation of a GenBank genome assembly.
AUGCUAGUAUUGGUGAUGACAUUCAUGGUCUACUGUGCGGCACAUUUGGCCCGAAAACCCAUUUCUAUAGUUAAAUCUCAAUUGCAUUCAAAGAACUGCACGGAAUCGUCGGUCAAACGGCUAGACGUGUCUCAUUUGGACCCUAAUUGGUGCGAUUGGUCACCAUUUGACACACAAAAUGCGGAUCAGUUACUCGGAUGGCUGGACACCAGCUUCUUGGCCUCGUAUGCGGUGUUUAUGUUUGUGUCGGGUUAUGUGGCCGAGAGGUCUAACCUGCGAUGGUUUCUGGCCAUAAGUCUCGGUCUGUGCGGCGUUUUGUCAAUUCUGGCCGGACUUCCCUUUUCGCUACAAAUCCACGCCUAUUACUACUUUAUUAUCGUUCAAGUGAUCACUGGUAUAGUGCAGACCAGCGCGUGGCCAGCGGUGGUCACUGCAGUCGGAAAUUGGUUCGGCGACUCCAAGAAAGGACUCCUAUUUGGCAUUUGGGGCUUUCACACCACUCUCGGCAAUAUUCUCGGCGCUCUUAUCGCAGGCGCGUUUGUCGAGUACAAUUGGGGCCUAUCAUUUAUAGUGCCCGGUAUUAUAGCCAUCGCUGUAGCCGUUGUAUGUUUUCUCUUCUUGAUUCCUUGCCCACAAGACGUUGGCCUCUCGGCUGAUGCCAACGACUCCCACAAUAUUGAAUCCAAUAAUACUAAUGGCGAAGAAAUUGUCACAAUUGAUGAUAAUGUGGACAAUACGGCCAUUUCAUUCUUCGGCGCCCUUUUGCUACCGGGAGUGAUUGAGUACUCGGUCUGUCUAUUCUUUUCAAAACUGGUCACUUAUACCUUCAUGUAUUGGUUACCCCUGUAUAUCAAUAAUUCGAUCAAAGUGUCUCCAUCACAAUCUGCAUACCUGUCCAUAUCGUUUGACAUCGGGGGUACAGUCGGUGCAAUACUUGCCGGUUAUAUGGCUGACGUCACUAACGCCAGUGCCAUCACAUGUAUUGUAUUCAUAAUUCUCACCAUUCCUUCGUUAUUGUUUUAUUACUAUUGGGGAUCCGUAUCGAUGGUAUCCAAUGAAUGUCUGCAAUUCAUAGCGGGUCUGUUCGUGAACGGGCCCUACAAUCUCAUCACAACAGCCGUAUCCGCAGAUCUGGCCAUCAAUAUCAAGUCGAAGAGCGCUUUGGCCACCGUUUCGGCCAUUAUAGACGGCACCGGCUCUAUAGGGGCUGCCGUCGGACCCGCUAUAGCCGGUUAUGUGGAGGGCUUCGGGUGGGGGCGUCGUGUGUCGGAAGCGGUCGCCCGAAGAGCUGAGGCCACGGGUGGGGGCGAGAAGUCGGUCAAACUGGUGGCCGCCUCGAAGACACAGCCGCCCGAGAAGAUAGUGGAGGCCUACCGGUGCGGACAGCGGGUCUUCGGCGAGAACUACAUCCAAGAGUUGUGCGCCAAGAGUGCGGACCCGUUGAUUGUGGCCGAGUGUCCGCACAUCGAGUGGCGUCUCAUUGGCCACAUUCAGACCAAUAAAAUCAACCAAUUGUUACGAGUGGACAGAUUGACGGCCGUAGAGACCAUCGAUUCGCCCAAAUUGGCUCAGAGUCUGGAGAAGGCGUUGUCUGUGCGCAACCGUACGCUGGAAGUGAUGGUUCAGAUCAACUCCGGCGACGAAGACGUGAAGACGGGCUGCCAUUUCACCGAAGCCGAGGCGUUGGCGCGACUCAUACGCGCCGACUGUCCGCACCUGAAGCUGACGGGACUGAUGACUGUCGGCCGCUUCGGCCACGACUGGAGCGCUGGACCUAAUCCUGAUUUCUUGGCGUUUGUCGGCAAUCAUCGGUCCAUUUGCGAGGGUCUGGCUAUUAGUGAGAGUUCUCUUGAGCUUAGCUUCGGAAUGACGGCUGACUUCGAAGAGGCGAUCGGUUUGGGCAGCGAUGAGGUACGGGUGGGAACCGCACUCUUCGGCGAA